Messenger RNA from Verticillium alfalfae VaMs.102, 378 nucleotides. RefSeq lists its product with no specific name. The coding region runs from base 1 to 378 and encodes 125 amino acids. The record is from RefSeq and is a predicted model, not a curated record. The transcript is spliced from 2 exons. Lineage: Eukaryota; Fungi; Ascomycota; Sordariomycetes; Glomerellales; Plectosphaerellaceae.
AUGUACGAUAUUCCUUGUGAUUGCAACAAGCCGAAAGAAUCGAGGGACCUUGGAAGAGACCUUGGCAUAUUCGGCCUUCUAGUGGCUUUCCCGCCCGGUGUGACCAAUACCCCUAGGACAACAGAACAUAGCCAGCAGAUCUCGCCAUGGAGGCAGAGGGCGGAAUCAGCCGCAGCCCCCAACAAUCUGUCCCCCAACACCGAGAAGAAUGAGGCAAGACAAGGCGAAGCAAGGCAGGGCAAGGGAGUAACGGCAAAGUACCACGGCACAUGGCACGGGUGGUCCCAGGCGCAACACAUAAAUGCGGGAUCUCCGAAGGGGGGGGAGGGGGUGUGGGAGAAGCAGAACGAUCGGCGAACUGAUCUCAAGUACAUGUGA